Cyprinodon tularosa is the source of this 2049-nucleotide messenger RNA. RefSeq lists its product as uncharacterized. NCBI's taxonomy places the organism in Eukaryota, Metazoa, Chordata, Actinopteri, Cyprinodontiformes, Cyprinodontidae. The transcript is spliced from 11 exons. The record is from RefSeq and is a predicted model, not a curated record. The coding region runs from base 306 to 1532 and encodes 408 amino acids. Gene Ontology annotation, molecular function: protein binding.
GCCCCAAUCCGAUUUCAAUUCAAAUGUGCUCAGCAGCCCCCCCUGAUGCUGCCAUUGCUUUUUUUUCCAUCUCUUAAAAUUGGCCGGUAUGGUAGCAAUAAUCGGGUAUGUGUGUAAAGGUGUGUGUCCGUCUUCCGCUUUCCACCGGAAGUCAGAUGUUACACUUCCCGCGAUGUUGGAUACACACCGCGCGAAUUGGAAACUUUUGGCCAAUCAAAUCGCUGCACUGACAACACGGAAGGAACGUACACAAGUAACAGAAGAGUCAAGCCAGACAACGAUAAAGUGAUUGAAAAUCGAGCAUUAUGUCCACAAGGAGGAGAAGGAAAAAGCCCAUAGAUGAAGCAAAGACAGAUAUUCUGUCUUGCACUGACAAGGAUGGGUUUAUUUCGAGAUUCAUUGACAGUUGUAAAGGAAGAGGAGUUUUUGCCACACACCCCAUUGAACCAGGGGACUUCGUCUUGGAGUAUUGGGGUAAACUCCUGACACAGGAAGAAUGCCGGUCAAGACAAUACUCAAAGAUUGAAAGCACAUUUCUCUUUGACUUUGAGUAUCGGAACAAUCGCCUGUGCCUGGAUGCAUCUGAAGAAGAUGGAUCUCUCGGACGACUAGUCAAUGACAACCACAAAAAUCCGAAUUGUGCCAUGAAAAAAAUCAUAGUUGACGACAAGCCACUCUUGUGCCUUUUUUCUCUUAAGAAAAUAGGAAUAGGAGAUGAAACUGAUUAUGACUAUGGUAAAGCAAAAUGGCCUUGGCGUACUGAGGUGAAAAAAACCCAAGCUCCUGCAGCAACAGAAGAAAAGCUAUUGAGUGGUAAAGACCAGGUGAAAGGCCUUCAGACUCCUGCAGCAGCAGUUGAGAAUGAGACCAGCCCUGUUCCUAUGACGUUAAAUGAUGGACCAAUCCCAGAUGAGCCCUGCACACAGGUGAAAGGCCUUCAGACUCCUGCAGCAGCAGUUGAGAAUGAGACCAGCCCUGUUCCUAUGACGUUAAAUGAUGGACCAAUCCCAGAUGAGCCCUGCACACAGGUGAAAGGCCUUCAGACUCCUGCAGCAGCAGUUGAGAAUGAGACCAGCCCUGUUCCUAUGACGUUAAAUGAUGGACCAAUCCCAGAUGAGCCCUGCACACAGGUGAAAGGCCUUCAGACUCCUGCAGCAGCAGUUGAGAAUGAGACCAGCCCUGUUCCUAUGACGUUAAAUGAUGGACCAAUCCCAGAUGAGCCCUGCACACAGGUGAAAGGCCUUCAGACUCCUGCAGCAGCAGUUGAGAAUGAGACCAGCCCUGUUCCUAUGACGUUAAAUGAUGGACCAAUCCCAGGAAAGCAAACUGCUGUGAGGAGAAGCUGGACCCCAGACGAGUGUGCUGCAGUGAACACACAUUUGAAGAGAUUUAUCAGAAGAGGUCAAGUUCCUGGUAAAGAAGAGUGUCAGCGCUGUAUUGAUGCAGAACCUCAAGCUCUCAGAAACAGGGACUGGAAAGCAGUUAAAUACUACAUUAAAAAUCACAUUACAGCCCUGAGAAGAAAGGUGUAGUGUGACAGCACCUAAUGGAACUGAGGUAAAACCGAAGCAUUUGAGGUAGGAUCUUAAAAUGUUUAAUCCUUUAUGUGUUCUGUUGUAGAGGUUUGCUCAGGAUUUGUUACUGUCCCGUGGCCUACAAAUAUACACAUUUCACAAUUCUUAUUUUAUCUUAUUUUUAAUUUAUUUUUAUUACGGGCGCAGGAAAUGUUAUUUCAAAGGAUUUUUUAUUUGUUUAAAUAUCUCUGUAUGAUGCCUUUUAAAUUUGAGUUUUCACUGGAAAAAAAAAAAAAAACUUAACAUGACACUAAGGAUGCAGUCCUAAAAAGCAUGUAAUUUCAGUAUUUGUACAACAAAAACUGUUUGGUUUAGAUAUAAGUUCAGGCUGAGGCUGUUGUUGCCGCAUAGCGGCACCGAAAACCCUACUGCAUAUUUUUGGAUUAAUCUGUUUGGAAAGGGACUCAGUUUGACAACUGUGGCAUAAACUGUUAAUGCCAACAAUAAAAGUGGUCUUUUCAUUUUUGUCAGAAAA